Dromaius novaehollandiae (emu) is the source of this 11146-nucleotide messenger RNA. RefSeq names its product adhesion G protein-coupled receptor G6 (gene ADGRG6). The record is from RefSeq and is a predicted model, not a curated record. Gene Ontology annotation, molecular function: laminin binding; G protein-coupled receptor activity. Gene Ontology annotation, biological process: adenylate cyclase-activating G protein-coupled receptor signaling pathway; cell surface receptor signaling pathway; heart trabecula formation. Gene Ontology annotation, cellular component: plasma membrane. NCBI's taxonomy places the organism in Eukaryota, Metazoa, Chordata, Aves, Casuariiformes, Dromaiidae. The coding region runs from base 4474 to 8223 and encodes 1249 amino acids. The transcript has 25 exons.
GCGACCCGACGGCGCGGCGUGGAGGUACGAUGCGGUUGAGGAGCCGUCCCCGAGGAGCGAGAGCCACCAGACUAGCUGCCUGCAACUCUGAAAACUUCAUUUUGGAAGGAAAGCCGGGGGCCGAGAUGGAUCUAAUGCAGCUUUUGUUUAAAUCAAAAGGCACUGCCUCCAUUUUUUUUUCAUUCGAUGAGUGUGAGGGCGUUUGCAAGGUCGGCUGUAAGAACGAUUAGGAGGAAAAAGUAAUACUUAAAAUGAAAGUUUUAAGUGGAAUUACAUAGUUAAUCUUUCAGGACAUGAGUGUCGUACAGUUCAAAGCAAGGGUUUCAAACUAAAAUCAGCUUCUUUGUUAAUCUGCAGGAACUCGAAUGGGAGUUGUAAUCACCUUUCACUUGGAGUUCCACUUAAGAAUGAUUAAGCUCAAAAUCUUUUUGUUUACAACCUGUAUGAGAAAAAAAUUGUGAAAUUGAUGUUAUCUUUCUUGUAGUUUUCAACUGUCAGCAACAUUUUUCCUUAAUAGCUUUAGACAUGUCAAAGACCAAAGAGUCACGUCGGUCUGCCUGGGGCAGAAUUCACAUCCCACCCUGGCGAACUUUGCCGAAGCUUUGAACAAGGAAGAUGGUGUAUUCAAAUAUGCAUGACAUGAUUUGAGACCAUACAGUAUACAGAUCAAAUGUGCCAGGAUUAUUCAUAUCUUGUACAUAUUUUCUUGCAGAGCUAUAUGUUCCCCAAAAGGUGAUGAUGUUGCAUUAGCUGGCUGCUGACAUAUAUAGUAAAAAGUUUUGUAGUUAGAUUUAGCAAGACUCCCACUAAUUUAAUCUUGAACUAUGUCAAGUUACCAUCCAUUUAUGGUUUUAGAUAAAUUACAUGACUAUUUUGCUCUUCUAGAAUGAAUUGUGAAUAAGCCCAUUGUCUCCCUAUGUUAUAGGAAAUGAAAGUAACUGUGGAGUGGAUUGAAUUGAUAGCUAGGGUGCAUAGCUGGUCUUGUCACACAGUGUCUACAAUGGAAUAAUGCCAUUUCAUAGAAAAAUUGGUAGUUCUUCUGUAAGACUCCUUAGAAUGGCAGUUAUUACUGUGAAGAGCGAUUUUGUAAGAAAUAUGUAUUAAAAGAGAUUGCUGUUGUGAGAUCCCAUCCAACUGUAAUGGGUGUACCUCUACCAAAGGUAUCCUAAUAGUCCCCAAACAUACUGGAUAAAAUGGUGUUUUGGUUCUGUGUUUGGCAGUCCACAAUGAUUUGUUCGGAGUUGCAGUCUUGUUACCAGCUGAAGACAGAACAGGGCUCAUUCUUUCUCAUUUAAAUUGAAACAAAAUCAGGGAAUAAAGUCCACUGUGUAGGGUGUUCAGUAACUUUAAUGUAUCCAGUGUUAAAGACUGAAAUAACAUGCAGAUGUCCUGAAAUUGGUCCAUCAUCUUUGUUACGGAUUGCUUUACUUAAAUUCUUGGCAUGUUUUAGUACAUUCCUGUGCUGAUAUUCUUUCUCUCACCUAUUGAUUGCUAAGUAACAGAAGGCAUCCUUUUAAUAUUACUUAAAUUAGGAACACAGGACUGAAGACAUGAAAGAGUGGGUCAUUGAGUCAGUGCUGUUGUAGCAAGCAUCAGUGUCAUCAGAUCAUCCCUUUAAUAAGCUAUAAACUAGCCAGAACUGUGUGCUGAUUAUUCAUACACUGAUUGGGUUCACUUCUGGAUUAAAUGAAUGCUAAUAAUCAAGAAAAUUAACCUCAUAAUAAAUAUACUGGGUAUUAACAGGUGAUUACUGGGCAUCUAUAUGUGACUCAGUUUUUCUAAAUGCCUUGCAAGUUUUUACCAGUUGUUCUGGCUUUUUUUCAAAAUUGCUUGCCAAUAAGGAUGCCACAUUGUAAAGAUAUCUGAGAUAGAUUUUUGGUAUGGAAGAAACCUUUAUGCUGGCAAUAUGUUGGCUGACUUCCCUGACAGCUUCUUGUUUGAGCUGUGUUGUUAUGCACAUCAGUGUAAGACUGAGCAGUCAGAUUUGUGAAUUUUGGCUUUUUGUCCACACAGAUUCUGAAGAACGCAUUGAACAAAUGAUUUUCUCGCUCAUUGACAGCAUGCUGCUAAAGGUUAUGCUUUGUGACAUAGAUCUCCAAAAGAAACAGAUCUGACUCAUGGCACCUACAUUAGUGAAUGAAGUGUUUUGGUAGCAAAGAUAAAAGCGUGCUGCUUCUUUGGUCAUUCUCAUUUGAGUUUGAUAAGCCUUUCUUUCUGGUCAUCUGAGAUGAUGUGCUGUAAAGAAAAUUGUUUUGUUUUUCAACAAGAGAGAAUGUAAGCGUAAGAGACGGGUUUGUUCGUGUUUACUUAUUUGCUCAUUUUUAUGUAUUUAUUUCAGUGGAGAAUAGUUUGGGGUGUUUUUUUUGGUUUGGGUUUUUUUUUUGCAGCAACUGUAGAAUUAUCUAGUCCUUUCUUUGGGGGAAGAAAGUUUCUAUAUUCAUGCCUUUCUGUCUUGCUUUCUGCACAUACUUAUCCUCUGCUCUGUUGUUGAUUAUCCAUGUUCUUGAAAUCCUUCCUGACUUGUGUAUGUUACAAGAGUGAGGAUUAGUAAAUAAGACUGUAAACUAGCUCCCUGGGACACUAGCUCGUAAGUAUUACCACAAUGCAUGUAAACAUUGACAAAACAGGACUGGCCAAAUGAAAUAGUUUUCUCAGAUUAAUGGAGAAUCCCACAGACUCUUUAGGAAAAACACUGACGGCAAUGUGGUUUGGUUGAUUCACUUGAGAUUUAGGCAGUAGCACCUUGUCGUGUUAUUUUUCCGUAAGUAUAUCAAAAGCUGUGGCUUGGAUUCUCCCGCUAUUAAAUGAGAAAAAAAAAAAUACAGCUGAGCUCACAGAGACAUCAAAAGUGUUGAUUGCUGCAACACCCUAAAGAUAUGUUAGUAUGAUGAAAACCAACACAGACUUCUUCUGCGUUAAACAUAAUUGUGAUUCUUUCCUAGUCUGAUAACUCUAGACUACACUGCUCAAAAAAAAAAAAAGAGUAAUUCAACCACUCUUACAGGUUUUAAUUGGUAGAUUAGCUAGCGGUAGGCUAGCAUUUAUCACAUAAAUAGCUGCAAACUUUUUGUAUAGAAACAGCAAAAUUCUUCCGUAUCUCAGAUAAGGUAUGUCAGGCUAUUGUAGUCAGCAUUUCUAUUUCACCACUCUGUGAAUAUAUGUAUGCAUGCUAUAUGUGUUUGUGUGUGCGUAUAACUGUUUUCAUGUCUUAAAAGGACUUAUGUUCAGUGUCAUUUUUCUAGAUGAAUAUGGAGGGCACUGUGGAUUUAUGAGUUAUAUACAUUGAAGAGUAACUGUUCCCAAACCUCAGUAUUCUGUUGUCUCAGAUUUUAACAGCGAUUUAUAGGUCAUUAAGUUGAAGGACAAUACUUCCAUUGUUUGAUAAUCUGGUUACUUUGUGUGUCUGGCUUCAUCAAAGAGAUUCUUGUAUUUCAGAGCCCAGUAUGUUCUGUGCUUGUCUUCAAAACUUGUUAAGUUUGACUUUACACUAUCUCAGAAAAAUAAAUCAGUUUCAAAUUCCUAAUUUGAUACAACUUUCCCAGAAGAAUUGGCCCUUUUUUCAUAAUCAGAUACUUGUGCUAUGUAACCCUGCAGUGAAGGGAAACCUUGCUGAUGGCAGCAAUCUGUUAAAGUGUCAUUUACCUGGGCUCUCUGGCAUCUAGCCCAGGGGUGUGGUUUGCCGAACUACUACUUUUAAAACUGAAACAUUAGUUGUUCCUUUACAAUGGUUUAUCUUGCUGCAUUAAGUUUGUCUUGGUUAAGGCUUGUCUACGUCACAGAACUUUACUUUGGGAAGCAACAGAAGCCAGUACUGGGAAAGGAUUUACAUUUGCCCCCAAGUUUCCCUAGCAAUUUCACAGCAGUACCUGUGGAGCAGAAGGAAGGUGAUUUCCCCAAGUUUAAUAAAAUUAAGUUUUCUUGGUACUGGGUAUGAACUCCUCUGUACUUUCUUUCACUCUGUCUCUUGCAUUUCCAUCCUGAUAAAUGAUACAGGUGACCAUUCCAAAUAUGUUUUCCCUUUCUAAGAUAGUAUAUAUUAAAUGGAGAAGACACUUGUGUUUAAUGGUGUUUUUUCAUGACUACUAAUUUGUGGUUCUUCCUCACUUACUGUUGCUGGGAAUGGGCUUGAGAAAUAUUUGGAGGAUCCUGUUAGAGGUUUUCUUGAGGUAUAAGUAGGUAAUAUCUGACUGAAUGAAGGCUGUUAAUGGGUUGUCUUUGCCAAAUAGGAUGGGAAUGAGUUGGUCAAAAUAAUGUGUGUUGUGUUCCGCUAUUUGUUCCCUGCUCUUGCUUGUUGGUAACUUGUUGAAUAAAAUGAGAUAGGAAUGUAAUGGUGCACUGUUCAUUUUGGAUACAUAGUUAAAGCUCUGAAAAGAUUCAUUUUCAUUCUGAAAAGUCUUCUUUCUUGCUUCCCCUUCUGCCCACUAUGGAGGAAACGUUUUGGUUUAGCCAUUAAAGGUCACGUAAACUUCAAGGAUGUUUCAUAUAAGUGAAAUGUGGUGCUAUCACUGGAAAUGGAAGCUGCAGCACUGUCUCUGCUUGUUUACCACGUAUAUUAUAUGUAUGCAGCAAGCAGCUCAUGGAUGCUAUGACUGUAGGAUCGUGCUAACUGACCCCUCUGGAGUUUUCACUUCUCCAUGCUUCCCCAGUGAUUAUCCCAACAGCCAAGCAUGCAAAUGGAUCAUCCGAGCACCUCAUGGAUUCAUCAUACAGCUAACAUUCACCGAUUUUGACAUUGAAGAAGCUCCAGGCUGUAUUUAUGAUUCACUAACGUUAGACAACGGAGAGAGCCCGAUGAACCUUUGUGGCAUCACUGCCAAAGGAUUAUCGUAUAAUUCUACUGGAAAUGAAAUGAUUGUGUCUUUUAAAAGUGACUUUAGUAUCCAAAAGAAAGGUUUUAAUGCCAGCUAUAUACGAAUUGCUGUGUCUCUGAGGAAUCAGAAGGUCAUCAUUCCCCAGGUUCCCGACGUUGACACUGUGUCUGUGGCAGAUGCUGUCUCAAUCCCAGAGCUUAGCCAGUUUACACUGUGCUUUGAAGCAACGAAGGGCAGCAGCGAUGACAAUGAUGACUGGAAGGUUUUCUCCUACAGUAACGCCUUGUCAACAGAAUUCUUCAGCUUUGGAAAGACCGCAAAAGGCCAUUUUCUGUCGAUCUCAGGCAUCGAAUGCAUACUUGAGAAUGUGCUGCCCCGAAAUGCAGAGUUUUUCACAGGAACGUUUGAACAGCUCUGUGUUGUAGGGGAUAGCUUCUCGGGCAGUAUAGGUGUAUAUGCCAAAAGAACCUAUCAUAGAAUAUACUGUCCAGGUAUCUUUGGCAAAGUUAUCCCUGGAAAUGGGAGACUGGUGCUGGGUUCUAACAGCAAUGAAAUAAGCUCGCUAAAUGGGGACAUUUACAACUUCCGCCUUUGGAAUUUCACCAUGAAUGCGCAAGCACUGGCCAACCUCAGCUGUGAUGUGAAAGGAAACAUUGUCGACUGGGAAAAUGAAUUCUGGAGUAUUCCAACUUCAGCACUGAAAGCUGAAAACAAUUUGAGUUGUGGCUCAUACCUAAUUCCCUCUUCUACAAUUGAACCAACAAGUUGUGCAAACCUGGGAAGCCUUUGCCAAGCUACUGUAAAUGCUACUACUCCUACACCACCCAUUGUCACCACUAACAUGCCCGAUACUAAUAGAACCGAUAAGCCAAACAAUGGUGGGCUAUUCUACAGGAUAUCUAUAACUGUCUUUAGUUUAAACCCCAACCCAGCAUCAAAAGUACACGAUGCGGUUGCAAGAUGGCUAAACCAUACUUUCCAGGAUUGGAAUUACACUGUGUAUGUGGUCAAUAUCAGCAUCCAACCUGGCCCCAUAAAAGAGGGAGUAAGAGAUAAACGAAGCAUUGACAGUCAAAGUUUUGGGGUUUUGGCUCUUCUGGUUUAUAAUUCUACUAACAACAUCAAUUUAGAAGAGCAAGACAUCCGCCAGAAGCUCAUAAGUAAUAACGGGUCCAUAGCAGAUGGAUUUAGGCUUCAAACUGUGGAUGUUGAUCCAGUGGAAAAAUGUUUGGCUGAAGAAAACCCUCCAAACUAUUUUUGGCCAGAUACCAGACCCACUGUGACCAACUAUACAUUUUGCCAUGGGAGCUCAGUUCAGAUUGCAUCAAGAACUUGCUAUUUGGGUCUGCAGAAUUAUACAUCAUACUGGGGCCAACCCGAUCUGAGAAAUUGCACAGAAAAUGCAGCUGAUAUUGCCAGUCAGCUUUUGAAUCUCACUGGUGAAGGGCAGCAACUAACUUCAGACAAAGUAAAUGAUGUUGUCCAGAAGCUCAAAAAAAUUGUGAACGAUGAAAAAAUUGAUGAAUCGCUGGGUUCUACCGUGGUGACAAUUUUUUCCAAUAUUCUAACAAGUUCAGACAGUGUAUUGGCCGCAUCAUCUUCAGAAGCUCUAAAAACUAUUGAUGCCUUGGCUCUAAAGAUCCAGUUCACUGGGCCAUCCAUGAGCAUUUCAACACGAAACCUUGCACUUGGAGUGUCUUCCAUAAACUCAACUUCAUUCAAAGGUUCUUCUUUUAGUGUCAGUCCACAGAAUAAUGCAUCUGAUUUUCAGAUAGAUUUUGACAAGGAUCAGACAAAUGCCAUUGCUUCUGUUGUUCUGCCAUCAAGUUUACUGAAGAAUUUAAGUCAAGAUGAGUUUGAAGUUAUAUCCAGGGCUCAAUUUACUUUCUUCAAUAAAAAUGGUCUUUUCCAGGAUCCAGAAACUCCUGCCAACUUGACCAGUUUUGUGGUGGCAUGCAGUAUUGGAAACAUAACAAUUCAGGACCUUCAGGAUCAUGUGAAGAUUACAAUUAGGCAUACCAAAGUUCAGGAAGAUCCUAAGCCUACCUGUGUCUUCUGGGAUAUGAACAAAAAUGGUGGUAAUGGUGGUUGGAACCCUACGGGCUGCAAGGUGCAUGCAGAAUCCAAUGAGAAUGAGACAAUUUGCUUAUGCAACCACCUCACACACUUUGGGGUCCUAAUGGAUCUUCAGGGAACAGCUACACAAAUAGACUCGCAGAAUACCAAGGUCCUCACCUUUAUCACUUACAUAGGCUGUGGGAUAUCUGCCAUAUUUUCAGCUGCAACUCUUCUGACAUAUGUUGCCUUCGAGAAGCUGCGAAGAGAUUAUCCAUCAAAAAUCCUGAUGAAUUUGAGCACAGCCUUGCUCUUUCUUAACCUGAUCUUCUUGCUUGAUGGCUGGAUUGCAUCAUUUGGCAUAGAUGGCCUCUGCAUAGCUGUUGCCUCCCUUUUGCACUUUUUUCUUCUGGCCGCCUUUACAUGGAUGGGACUAGAAGCCGUUCACAUGUACAUUGCUCUAGUAAAAGUAUUCAACACAUAUAUACGGCGAUAUAUACUGAAGUUUUGCAUCAUUGGCUGGGGUUUGCCUGCUCUAGUGAUAGCAAUUGUUUUAGCAAGUGCAAAUACAAACGCAAGUCAUGUUUAUGGCAAAGAAUUAUACGGCAAAGAUGCUAAUGGGCAAGGAGGAGACGAUUUCUGCUGGAUCAAGAAUGAAGUUGUCUUUUAUGUGACUUGUGCUGGUUACUUUGGCAUCGUGUUUCUGAUGAACAUUGCCAUGUUUGUUGUGGUGAUGGUGCAGAUCUGUGGGAGGAAUGGGAAAAGAACUAAUCGGACCCUAAAAGAAGAGAUCCUGAGGAAUCUCCGUAGUGUUGUCAGCCUGACCUUCCUCUUGGGCAUGACAUGGGGCUUUGCCUUUUUUGCCUGGGGUCCCUUAACUCUCCCUUUCCUGUACCUCUUCUCAAUUUUCAAUUCAUUGCAAGGUUUAUUUAUAUUUGUUUUCCAUUGUGCUAUGAAAGAAAACGUGCAGAAACAAUGGAGGAGACAUCUCUGCUGUGGCAGAUUCCGACUGGCAGACAAUUCAGAUUGGAGCAAGACAGCAACCAACAUUAUAAAGAAGAGUUCCGAUAAUCUUGGGAAAUCCUUAUCCUCUAGUUCCAUCGGCUCCAAUUCAACCUACUUAACAUCCAAAUCAAAAUCUACCGCAAAUACAUAUUUGAAACGAAACAGCCAUACAGAAAAUAUUUUUGUUGACAAGCCAUCUUCAAAAUUUACCCAAGAGGAUGGAGAACAGACAUCAAUCAUCCCUGUCCAUCAGGUUAUUGACAAGGUCAAGGGAUACUGCAAUGCUCACUCUGACAACUUCUAUAAAAAUAUAAUCAUGUCUGACACAUUUAGUCACAGCACAAAGUUCUAAAUGGGCUUCCAAUUUUUUCAACCAAAGCAAGACAACGAAUCUGCAUGGAAUUCAGGAUAAUGAAGGAGAGGUCCAUCUGUCAUAUAAUGUGACCUGUUUAGUUAUUUUUCCCAGUUUAUAAUGUUAUCCUAAUAACAGCUUGCAUCUGAGGACCAAUUUCUCUACCCUUUUACUGUUUGGAAAAGGACAAUUUUCCACCAUGAUAUUGAGCUGUUUUGAAAUGAGUGUCAGCCAACAUGAUACCUGGACAGCUAAUUGCAAUUCUGUGUAAACAUUUUUAAGACUGAAGAAGAGCCAAAAGCCUAACUCUAAAUUAUAUAGUCCAAACAGAAGCAAGUCUUGACUGUUGGAGAAAAUAGCAGACAUCCUGCAGUACAAGCUAACUCUUUCUGAACAGUUUACUGAUGGUCUUUUUCUUUUGAAGAAAAUGGAUUUUCCUACUGCACUUGUUAAAAUUCUUGCUUCUUGACUGUCCAGUGCUGCCUGUUCUUUUUUGUAAGUGAGUAAAACCCUAACACCAGUGUUAAAGGGUAAUUUUAAACAAAUUUUGACUAAACAGACCUAAUCAUGCAAAUCUUGCUUACUGAAACUGUAUGUGCUGUAAAUUCAGGCUGUUUUGUAUUUGUUUGCAUAGAUGUGCUGGCUAAGAAGGAUGUGCAGGUUGCUAAUAACUCUUUUGCAAAUUUUAUGCCCAUCUUAUGUAUGGAAACAGUGGUAGGUGUCAUUUGGAUUGGUGCAGAACAAGCAAACAGGUAAAUCCAAAGUUUACAAAAAGUCAUGUUUCAACAUUCAUUGAUCAGUACGUAGGAAAGGUGGCAUCUCUCAUUGCAACACUAAUUAUACAUUGUCAUUGCCAAUGUGUGCAAUCCCAUGUUUAAUGCUCCUCUUCACUAAAUGAGAUAGAAGACAUUCACCUAUGUAUAGAUAUAUAAAUAUACACCUAAAUCUCUCUCCACACAUACUUUUAUAAUAAUGCACACGGUAAAUAUUACAGAGGAAAGCACAAUGUGUAGCACAGACAAUCUCAGAACAAUGAAUGUAUUAGAUACAAGAUGCACACUUUUUAAGCCCAUGGGCGCAUUUGUCACUUUCUGUACGUCCAAUAUGUUGUACGUGUAGCUACUGCCCUUGAAUAGCAUUGCAACAUGAGAAGAAUCUGGGGAUUGCAGUACAUUUCCUGGUGAUGAAUAAAUGACAUCUUUCUUGGCAUUGCUAGUAUCAAUAUUACCAUCUCGCUCCUGCACCCCAAUUAACUGCCUAGAUCAAGAUUGUUGAAGGCACAGUGUCAAACAGUGUUCAGGCAACAUUAAUGAAUUUUGCUUUACUAUACUCUGUGCGUAACUACACAGAGUUUUGUGUGUGUGCAGAGGGCAGACAAGAAUGUAAAAUGCUUGUUUGUUUUGAUAUCUAUAAGUUUAUGAGACAUUAGCACACAACCAUGUCUGCCAAAAGUGCAUCUCUCAUGUAGUAUGUCUCGCCACAUGCCAGGCUUUAUAAAAAUUUUAGCUGCACAUGUCAAUGAAAGCAUGAGCCAAAAAAUCAAAGGUAUUUUUGAAUAUUUUUGUUAGAGAAUAAUGUCUCCUAAUGGAAAUUUUCAUCUUUCAAAAAGGCCAUUUUCCACCAAAGUAUUUUUAGCCAAAUAUUUGAUUAGUUCUGUUCGGAAGGUGGCCAGAAAGUUGUGCUAUGAGAUUUUCAGUUGCCAAGCAGGUGGAUGUUCAGUGAUUCUGGAGGUGGAUUUGUGCCUUUCUCUGCUCUUUGCAUGCACUUUUGUGUGCAGAGAUCAUUUAAUGCUGUGACCGCACAAAUGGAGUAUUUUCCCUGGCUACAAACACCUUGUUUGCUGAAGGAGAGGAGUAUGUUCUUAUUGUAUUCCAUCCAGAAACACUGCGGUUGCCACAAAUACCUUUAAUGAAACCUCAGUGUCAUAACUGCAAAUACUUAUAUGAUGGUAUGAAUGAGAGUCAGCCCUGUUUACUUCAAAUGCACUUAUUAACGGGGAUGAAUAUUGUCAGAUAUCUUUAAUAAGGGGAAAAAAUAGGGAGAGAUUAUGUACCAGGAUUUACUGGAUUUAAUAUUUUAUCAUCCCACUUGCUUAACUACUGUAGAUAAUAGUGUUCACAUAGCAGCUUACUGUGAGAUUUCUACCUGAUUAAGGUGUUUAGAAGUGAAGAGAAGGAAAAACCAAACAUUCCUGAAAAUGAGGAAUUAGUAAAACAUAAUAAAUCAGUAAAUAUAAAUAAAAAGCAAACACAGUAUCUUGACUGAAGCAAGGCUGUUAGCUAACUAUCAGUUUAAUGUACAGCUACCUAUAUUUUUGCUGAAUUAAGAUUUUUUUCUUUUUUUUACUACCAUGUAGUAAUCUUAAACUGUCUAUGUCAGUUAGAUGCUCUUGAAGGCUCUCAGUUCUCCAAUGUAAAGCUUCUACUUUGUAGUUGACAUGCUGUAACCUCCCUUGUAUAUAUUUAUUUAUUUUUGAGGUUAAAUAUGUCAAAAUAUAUUUAGCUCUAUAAUGUCUGUUCUUGUUACUUUAAAAGUAAGCUUCUCCUUCAUCAUAGAAGAAGAGGGAAAGAAUAAUUGCUUAUAUAUGCUUUUUCCAAACACCUUGUGAAACAAUUUACUGUAGUUCUUUUACAAGUAUGAGGAAACAUGUCAGUGUAAUUUGUAAUACUAGUCAGUAGAAUAUAGUGUAACAGAUUUAAAGAUGGACUAAAGUGGAAAGAACCAUUUUCAAAUAAACAUUCUUGAUGUUAGCAUUCCAAAUAAUUAAAGUCUUUUAAUAGUGAAUGGUUGAUUUUUUUUCUUUUUUAAUGUUCUAUGGCAAAAAUUACUUAGUGGAAAUCUGGAAAAUAAUCUUGUGUUUAUUAAGUAUGUGAGACAGGUACGUGCAUAGCCAAAACGUUGGAAAUAAAUGUGCAAGACUUAA